AUGGGUCUCUAUCGCGACGGGCGCUUGCGCCCCGGCAGCCCGUCAAGGCCACGCGGGCGACCCUUGUCUGUGUGCCUUGUGCCGGUGAAGGCCUCGGGCCUGGUGGGGCCGGCGUGCCUCCCCUCCGGCGACUUUGUCUUCAACGACGGCGAGCUCUGCUUCACCACCGGCUGGGGCAAGGACGGCACCGGCUUACUGCCCAGAGUUCUGCAGGAGCUGCGCAUCCCCAUCAUGAACCAGCAGCUGUGCAACGAGUCGAUCCACGGGGGGAAUGUGUCGCCCAGGAUGAUCUGCGCCGCCUACAAGGCCGGGCACGCCGGCGUGUGCUCCGGAGACAGCGGCGGGCCGCUCGUGUGCCAGCGGUUCGACGGGCGCUGGUACCUGGCGGGCAUCACCAGCUGGGGCAUGGUCGACUCGGAAGGCCUGUGCUCCGUCAACUAUGACGUCUUCACGCGCGUCACCUCCUUCUCCUCCUGGAUCGAGUCCAUCCAAUCGCAGGCGGCGUGCGGUCCCGGGGAGCUGUCGUGCGAUGCGGUGACGUGCGUCCGCCCCCGUGCCAUCUGCGACGGCGUGCAGAACUGCGCCGACAAAACCGACGAGGCCGACUGCGCUUCGGGCUGCGAUGACAAUUUCCUCUUCACGGAGACGUCGGGAGAUUUCCACUCCAUCAACCACCCCCAGAACUACGAGGACAAUACGAACUGCCGCUGGAUCAUACAGGUCCCCCAGGGUCACGCCAUCGACUUCACGUUCUCCGCCUUCAGCGUGGAGUUCAACUACGACUUCCUACGCAUCUACAGUGGACUGGGAGAGGACAUGCUGCUGAGAGCUUCGCUCACGGGAACCGAGAACCCCGGAUUGGUGCGGAUCUUCUCCAACGUCACCACGGUGGAGUUCUCCAGCGACGUCAGCCUCAACAGCAGCGGCUUCUCCGCUCACUACAGCUCCUUCUUCUACGGAGACGUCUCCAACAAGGAGCUCAUCGACUGCACGUUCGAGUCGGGCUGGUGCUACUGGGAGCAGGACCCCUACGACAGCGCCGACUGGGAGCGCCUGAGGGGCCCCAGCAGCCCACAGGGCACCGGCCCAAACGCGGACCACACCGUCGGCGAUGCCACCGGCUACUACAUCCGCGGGUCGGUGAAUGGCGUGGCGGCCAGCCUCAUCAGCCAGUGGCUCGCUCCGCAGACAUCGACGGCGUGCUUGCAGUUCUGGUACCACAUGUACGGGGUGGAAGUCUACCGCCUCACCGUGUACCUGCGGAGGGAGGGAACGGCCGACGCCUUCCUGUGGCAGAAGGAGGGGAACUACGGCAACCAGUGGCACUACGGGCAGAUCGCCAUCAGCCAGCCGCAGAGCUUCAAGGUGGUGGUGGAGGCGCGCCGCAGGCUGCACCAGCUGUUCAGCGAGAUCGCGCUGGACGACGUGGCACUCGUCCCCGGGGUCUGCCCCUCCCCGCUCCCCGAGCCCACGCCCAUCAUCCCCACCACCACGCCCGCCCGUGAGUGACCCCCUCCACACUCCCCCACAC
Molecule: messenger RNA, 1531 nt
Organism: Petromyzon marinus (sea lamprey)
Lineage: Eukaryota; Metazoa; Chordata; Hyperoartia; Petromyzontiformes; Petromyzontidae
Source: RefSeq, a predicted model, not a curated record